AUGGCGCUGAUCUUUCUGGCCUGGUGCGAUAUCCCCGACCAGGUACCUAAACCCAGCCCAAUGACGGUGCUCCCGCAGCUUCACACGUACCUCGACUUUGUCGGGUUUGUGCUCUGCGCCGGAGCGGCCGUCAUGUUCCUCAUCGCAUUGGAGCUCGGAGGCAACGAGUUACCCUUCAACAGCCCCACCGUGAUAGGGAUGUUCUGCGGCUCUGCGGGAGCUCUGGGCGCGUUCCUCUCAUGGAACUACCACAAGGGGGACGACGGGCUGAUCCCGCCAUCGAUGGUCCGUAAAAGGCCCGUUUGGUCCGCUGCCGCCACUACCUUCACUCUGGUUGGUUCGGCAAUGAUUCAGAUCUACUUGCUGCCGCUGUACUUCCAGACAGUCCAAGGGGCCUCGCCGGCCCAGAGCGGCGUCAACGUCCUACCAAGCAUUUUGUCACAACUGGUUUUCGCCUACGGAGGGGGCUUGCUCGUCGGUAAACUCGGGUGUUAUUUGCCGUGGGCCGUGGGAGGAACGGCCAUGACAAUCAUCGCAGGUGGCCUUUUCACGACGCUGACGCCGACAACCUCUGUGGCGAAAUGGGUGGGCUUUCAGAUCCUGACGGGCGCUGGGAGGGGUGUCGUGUUACAACUGCCAAGCAUCGCCGUCCAGGCGAAUCUGCCACCCGAGCAAAUCUCCAUGGGCAUGUCCUUUGUGACUUUCUCGCAGUUUAUGGGGUCUGCCGUUGCCCUUUCCACGGGCAACGCAAUAUUCGUCGGGGCGCUGAAGCAGGAUCUUCCGCGAUACUCGCCGAACGUCGACGUUGCGGCGGUACUCGGCGCAGGAGCCACGGGGUUCCGCACAGUUGUUUCCGAGAACGAACUGUCGGGAGUGCUCGAGGCAUAUGUUUCAAGCAUUAACAAAGAGUUCUACUUGUCUCUGGGGUUUGCCAUUGCGUCUUUCGGCUUUGCAUGGGGCAUGGGCUGGAAAGAUGUCCGGCCGCCCAAGCAGCCUGGCCAGGCCUGA
Messenger RNA from Colletotrichum higginsianum IMI 349063, 1008 nucleotides. Its product is annotated as Efflux pump. The record is from RefSeq and is a predicted model, not a curated record. Gene Ontology annotation, molecular function: transmembrane transporter activity. Bases 1 to 1008 code for a protein of 335 amino acids. Gene Ontology annotation, biological process: transmembrane transport. The transcript has 3 exons. Lineage: Eukaryota; Fungi; Ascomycota; Sordariomycetes; Glomerellales; Glomerellaceae.